This is a messenger RNA of Aspergillus novofumigatus IBT 16806, 786 nucleotides long. RefSeq lists its product as uncharacterized. The record is from RefSeq and is a predicted model, not a curated record. The coding region runs from base 1 to 654 and encodes 217 amino acids. Lineage: Eukaryota; Fungi; Ascomycota; Eurotiomycetes; Eurotiales; Aspergillaceae. The transcript has 4 exons.
AUGCCGAGAAUUGCCGUUGGGAGUGGGUGGAGUGAAUCCCUCAACAAGCUUCGAGAAGACGCAGGAGAAUGGCUCGUGGGAGGAAAUGGCGCAGUCCAAGCUGCCAUCAUCAUAACCUGGGCCACCCAACAAGACAACCCACCGUGUCCGCGGCCUCGUGGAGCUUUGCACCCUGGACAAAAGUGGCAUGCCUCGUCUUGCUCACACUGGCUAACGACGAAAGAAGCAUAUCUUCCCGACUCCCCCAGGCGUACCACCGGGUACUCAGGCAAUACUACUGAUACGGAGGAUGUUUUUGGCCGGUCAGUAAGGCCUGGCUCCAAUCCGCGGGAUAGUUUAGAGCUGGGUCUAGAUGCCCUUUCAAGGAGAGCAAAAAGGAAAAUGAAGCCAUUCUUCGGCCGGGGUGGUUUUGGCGGCAGGGGGCGGGGCGGUGGUCGCAGUGGUCACAACAACCAGCGGCAUCAUGGUGGCCGUGGAGGCUACCUCCUCGCCGGGGUCCAGGCGGCCCAACCACCCCGACAUGGUCAGGAGCUCCGCCAGGCCCCAGUGGAGGACCUCUCCGCAGAGGAGUGGGCUAUUGAAGACCAAGCGCUUGAGACGAAUAUGGCUAAAAUAUUUGAGAUAUACCAGCACAUGGCGGCUCGGCGUGCCUAGCUUCAAGGGGCGGGCAAUCAUCUCAUGCGGUGUCUGAACCACAACGUGUUUCGCCUGCUUGGGGUCAUGUCAAAGGUGGCCGGAGUGCCUGCCCCGGCUCCUGAGGAGGACGAGGCGGAGGUUGAGAUGUUC